AACAAGGGUAAAAGAAGUCCCAUCAAAGAGGUGUAAUGUAACACAAAACAGUUAAAAGAGUUCAUGACUUUGUUCAACCGGAUAACAAUCCUUAAUGUGACUAUAACCUGUGUAAAAUUCAAUCUGUGAUCUACUUGUCGAGCCUGGGGAAUAAUCCAUGUGAUUUAGUGAUCAUGAUUGAUUCGUUAUGUCUGCCGUUGCCGGAAGGGGGAGCUCUGGCCACGAUGCCUCAUUCGCAAUGAAGCUGCUGAAAGAGAAGCAUCGUGUCUGAGCGUUGUCAUUGACUUAUCCCCUUUUCAGCCCCUUUUCAGGGUGUAACAUUUUGGAGGCACCGCUGGGAUGAAUGUGAUGAGGGCCCGCUGUCCCAGAUAGACGCCCCAGUCAUCAUUCAACCCCUCACAUCAAAUACCACGGUGGGAGAUACAGUGUGCUGGUUUCGACAGUUAUGCAGAGGGACUUGCAUGCAACCUGAGGUUAACUGCUGGUGCCAGGGAAGCUGCACUGAGUCUUCUGCAAAGAGGUCUUACAUCACACUGAUCUUUUCCACAAACCAUAGACUGAAAUGGAGUCUUCAGGGCUAGAGGACCUGAAGUUAGAAGUUGCUGGUACAUUGUAUACAGUGACAAGAGACAUUUUGAUCGAAGUUUGUGAUUUCCUAAAUAUUGCUGGUUCAAAACUUGAAAAGGUAUCGGGUAAAAGUCGUACCUUUCUCAUUUCCUAUAUAAUACAGCACUUAGAAAGAGAGGAGCUGGGUGAGCUUGAAGAUGAGGGUAUGUCAGAGCUACUGAUUUUGAAAGAUAAAAUUUUUGAGUUGCAACAGGCUGCUCAGAAUGGUACAUCGGGACACAAAACCCCAGAUGCUAACCAGACAGAUGAGGUGCAGGAACAGGUUGGUGAGGCCUCAGAAGAAGAACAGUUGAUAAAGGAAAUAGAGACGCUUCAGUUGGCUCUUGCAUUAUCACGACAGAACAAGGCAAAGCAACCUAGUCCAGCCAAACUGUCGAGGAGUGUGGGGGACAAUAAUGCUAAACAAACCACUCCACCUUUUCUGACAUUACCGUGGGGCAGAGAAUUCAAAAUAUCAGGUCAGAUUGGUGAGCCCGGCCAAAAGGAUAAACUAACUUUCUCCAGCCUAGCUCACCAGAUUGAACAAGGCAUCAGCAAAGGAGUCCCUGAAAUAGAAAUAGUUGAUGCAGUAAUCAGGGCAAUAGCACCAGGCUUACAAUUGCGCAGCUACCUGGAGGGCAAAACUAACCUUACGUUGCCUACUCUGAGGAGGAUUCUAAGGUCCCACUACCAAGAACGAGGUGCAACAGAACUUUACAAACAACUCACGUCAGAAGUCCAAAGCAUUAAAGAAACCCCACAAACUUUCUUAAUCCGUGCCCUAGAUUUAAGACAGAAAAUUCUGUUUGCAUCGCAAGAAGCUGAAUCUGGCUUAAGAUAUGAUCCUGUGCUUGUACAGAGCAUGUUCCUUCAUACAGUUCUGACAGGCCUGCAAAAUGAUAACAUUAAAAGUGACCUCCAGCCCUACCUACAGGAAACCACAACCAGUGAUGAGCUCCUCCUUGAGAAACUCAAUGUUGCCUGUGCAAAUGAAGCAGAGAGACAAAAUAAAAAGAAGUUACUCUCCCAGCAGCGGCCAACCACUGUGCAUUCACUUCUGUCUGACACCCCUGCAGAUAAAAAAGGGAAAAACCUGAAACCAGAAUCCAUCAGCAAAGCUCAGCCUGACCUACUAAAUGAACUUAAAGAAAUCCGUUCUGAUAUGGCAUUAUUGAAAAAUCUUGGUGCUGAAGUUGCACAAAUCAAAGAAAUAAUUCAACAGCCUAGUCCGGCACAAACACAGUAUUCUGCCUCACUUGCAGCACCAGAAUAUGUUCCCUCUUCUCAUCUCGAGCAUCUGCCACACAACUACUGGCUUCCUGUGGGACCUGGACGGAGAGGUGAUACAGCUCAGUAUCAACAGGGGUUCGCACCACAACGUCAGUAUCCUGCUGUAAACCGAGCACGCCUAAGGAAGUGCUUUGGCUGCCAGCAAAGUGGGACUGAGUACUGCAACCAUUGCUAUCGAUGUGGUAGCAGUGAACACUUCCUCGCAGGUUGCAGGGCGAAACUAACUAGACCAGACAAAGAUCAACCUUUAAACGGACGGUGGUUGCCCCCACGGGACAGGGAGUAACCAACAAUAGUGUAACGUCCCAACAGCUUUGCUCUUACUGUCGUGUUCCGGGGAAACUCAAAAGACUCAGAAGGUGUGCAGCUUGUAAAAAAAGCACUUAUUGUUCUAAGAUGUGCCAAGCCGAGCACUGGCCCAGACACAGAAGACAAUGCAACAAACACUCUCAGCCUCAGGUAAAUCAGCACACGCACCCAAAGGCAAGUGUUAUUCACCCCAAAAGGGUGGACAGCCAGUCCCAUCUUGUUGCUCUU
Messenger RNA from Oreochromis aureus, 2433 nucleotides. RefSeq lists its product as uncharacterized. NCBI's taxonomy places the organism in Eukaryota, Metazoa, Chordata, Actinopteri, Cichliformes, Cichlidae. The transcript is spliced from 2 exons. Bases 563 to 2182 code for a protein of 539 amino acids. The record is from RefSeq and is a predicted model, not a curated record.